AUGGAAGUUCAGCCCAGUACAAACAAUUUGAUCUGCCAGGUUUGUGGUUCAACAGGAGCUCAAAUCCAUUACAGAGCCGUGGCUUGUGGGAGCUGUAAGAUUUUCUUUGUGCGCACAAUACAAGGAACAUCGCGAUAUCUUUGUGAGAAGGGAAGCACGUGCGUUGUGACGAAAGAUAACAGAAACUCCUGCAAAGCGUGCCGUUUUGCAAAAUGCCUGAAAGCAAACAUGACUGAGCAAGAUGUUGGCCGUUUCAAAAAGAAUUCCAAAUGCACUAGCAAGAAUGAUGCUGUGGUUCCUUACAUAGCGGAAUCGCAGUGGAAAAUACAAUUUGAAAAGCAGAGAGCAAUGAAUACGCUUCCUCCUUGUGCACUAACUUCCAAUACUUACGAUCUGAAUCAAAUGCCGGAGACCAUUAGUAUCGGAGCUCAUUUUGUGAGGGAUCUUGUGCGUACGUCGAAGGCUCCAGACUAUGCUAAAACUCUUGUUUACAUAGAAAGUCUAUGUGACAAUAACGAAGCGCCCAAGUCGUCAUUUGCGUACACAUUAGACGCAUCGCUUGCUGAUGUGCUUCAAAAACCGCAUAUCUGCUGUGCUAGAACACCUAUUGGCUGGAAUGAGGAAUUAUUCGUGGAACAGGACAAUGUGCUUGACAUAUUGAAACAAGUAUACUGUAGGACAGUCACGCACUUUGCCGACUUUGUUGCAAGUUGUCCUGAACUACAGCUCCUGAACUCAAAAGACAAGCUCGCUCUAUGCAGCACGAACUAUUGUGGUGUGGUCUUGUUGCUGAUGUCGUAUAACACUUAUCUCAACAACUGCGAGGGUAUUCUGUUUCCGCAUGGAUUCAAGUAUAGCUUAUCGAAAAAACGAGAGGACAAUGAAUACAACGCAUACCUUCACGAGCUUGUGGAGUACCUAUAUAGAAAUGUUAUCCUAGCUUUCCGAGAAGUUUUCGUUACGGUUGAGGAAUAUGCAAUCAUCAAAGCGCUUGUUCUUUUUUCAGGAGUGAUGUCGCUUAGCGACGAAGGAUCAGAGAUUGUAUCAAAGGCGCGUCGGAAAUACGGCGCUCUUUUAUCCGAGUACGUAAUGGCAACGCGAGCAGAUCUUACUACGGCAGAUCAAAUGGCACGUGUAUCCAAACUGUACAGCAUCAUACCUCAUAUAAUGCACGCUUCUGAAAGCGACAACACUUACUGUGCCAGAAUGGUUAUGAUGAAUGUGGGCAACAUGAACGGAUCAUUGUCCUAUGAUCUUCACGUACGCAAAUUCUAAUUUGAUGUUGACAUCCCCAGUGAUUAAGAAAUCUAUUCGUAAUACAUUUUUGCAUGUACUACACAAACUCUCUUCUCUUCACACUGCUUUCAAAAGCUUUACGUUGUCAUAAAUCGCAUCAUAUACGAAUCUUAGUAUCCUCAC
Cylicocyclus nassatus is the source of this 1419-nucleotide messenger RNA. The record is from the annotation of a GenBank genome assembly. NCBI's taxonomy places the organism in Eukaryota, Metazoa, Nematoda, Chromadorea, Rhabditida, Strongylidae.